Molecule: messenger RNA, 3258 nt
Organism: Elgaria multicarinata webbii
Lineage: Eukaryota; Metazoa; Chordata; Lepidosauria; Squamata; Anguidae
Gene: FOXJ2
Product: forkhead box J2
Exons: 11
Coding region: 1375-2976 (533 amino acids)
Biological process (GO): regulation of transcription by RNA polymerase II
Cellular component (GO): nucleus
Molecular function (GO): DNA-binding transcription factor activity, RNA polymerase II-specific; RNA polymerase II cis-regulatory region sequence-specific DNA binding
Source: RefSeq, a predicted model, not a curated record
GACCCAGCAUCAGCGGGAGGAUAAGGAAGAGGCGCAGGGCCGGGGCCUGCACAGGGUCUGCCGCGCCGCGUCGCCCCCUCCCCGCGGCACCUCGCGGUGUUCCGGCGUCCUCCGGGACCGCCUCAAGCCCGGGGCGGCGGCGGCGGCGGCGGCGGAGGAGGAGGAGAAGAGUGCCCAGGCCCAGAAGCCGCCGCGGCCUCCAGUGGCAGCUGGGUCAGGAGGAGAGAGCGCCCCUCCCCCGCGCCCUCCCCCUUCGGCUCCCCCACCUGAUCCCACGAUUGCGCUACCCGGCCGGGGGGGAGAUUCCCCCGUCCUGACACGGAGCCAGGGCUGAUCUCGGAGGAGACCUCUAGUCCCCUAUAGCGGCUGGGUCUUAAAUUUAGCGGGGGGGGGGGGCUCCGUCCCUCCCUCUCUCGCUCCCUCUCUCGCUCGCUCCCUCCCCUUCUCGCUCGCUCGCUUCCCCGGCCAAGGACAGAUACGCACAACUAGGCCUUGCCUGUUGUGUACUGCCACAACUUUUGUCUGCCCCCCCGCCCUUCCCCUAACCCGAGAGGUGUAUCUAGAAUUUAAAAGGCUACUUUAUAAGAGCAGAGAGAGAAGCUGCGGCAGGGAGAGAUUAUAGCGGCCACCAGUCUAAAGGAAAGAUCCCAAAUGUUUCACUCUCAAUUAAAGCCAUCACCACCCCCCAGCUAAAAUCACCCCAUAACUUAUUGGUGCUUACUGAGUAGCCUACAAGGAGACAAACUAAUUCCCACUAGCUUGUCAGCUAUAAAUAUUUCCUAAACCUAUUUAACUAGGGGGUAUUCUCCUUGUAGAUAGGACUCCACUCUCUGUCACUUAGAGCGAUUCUCUUCAAAUAUUAAUUGUAAAAGAGAAGAAGAAUAACUUCAUUGGCAGCCCAAAAGUUUUUUUUGGGGGGGGGGGGAGAGAUAACAUCAAGUAGCUGUGAAAAGGGAGAAGACCAACAACAAAAAUACUCCUUGGAGGGAAAAGAUGCUUAUUCACCAAACUGUCAGAAAGGGGGUGUAUUAACUGAAGGGAACAGGGAGCGACGGAGUACAGAAAGAGAAAAGUUCCCAUUACAGCUGGGGGGAUGGGACAGGCGUGACAUUACCUAAGUAACAGCCCAGCCAACAGGAAAGAAAGGAAUAAACUUUUAGUUUUAAGAAUUUGGAACCAGAAGCUCUCUUCCUCUUAGUAUCAUUGACAAGUCCCUCCCAAGGGAGGGGGGAGAAGAAGAAGAAGAAGAAACAGCAGCAGCAGCAUGGGGCCUGUGUGUAGAGCGUGAAGGACAACAUCUCUCCUAAAAAAAAAAAACAUCCAAGAGAGAACCACUGCAGAAAAUCUUACACAGAUACCUUUGCCUUCUGCACCAUGGCCUCUGACCUGGAAAGCAGCCUCACUUCCAUCGAUUGGCUCCCACAGCUCACCCUUCGAGCCACCAUUGAGAAAUUAGGGGGUGCUUCUCAGUCAGGACCCCCAGGGGCUGGUCGAAAGUGCCCCCCAGGCUCGCCCACUGAUCCCAAUGCCACCUUGAGCAAGGACGAUGCUGCAGUUCACCAGGAUGGGAAGCCACGCUACAGCUAUGCCACGCUAAUCACUUAUGCCAUCAACUCUUCACCUGCCAAGAAGAUGACCCUCAGUGAGAUCUAUCGCUGGAUUUGUGACAACUUUCCCUACUACAAGAAUGCUGGCAUUGGCUGGAAGAACUCGAUUCGUCACAAUCUGUCUCUGAAUAAAUGCUUUCGAAAAGUGCCUCGCCCUCGGGAUGACCCUGGAAAGGGCUCUUAUUGGACAAUAGACACUUGUCCUGAUAUCUCCCGGAAGAGGCGGCAUCAACCCGAUGAUGAUUUAUCACAAGAUUCUCCAGACCAAGAGGCAAGCAAAAGCCCGCGGGGGCCGGUCCCUGUCGGCGCUGAAGCAUCGUUGUCCCCUGAAUCUACCCAACAGCUCUCGUUGCAAAGCACGCCUCCUAUUGGCAAUUACGGUCAGCAGAGUGCAGGGCCCGUCGACGUGGCUGCAACCGUGGCGGGUGGGCAGGGCCGUGAAGGUUCAGAUGUGCCGCCUCCACACUACACUACCAGCAACGACUUGAAAUUCUCUUAUUCUGAGAUCAACUUCCAGGACCUGAGUUGGUCCUUCCGAACUCUCUAUAAAUCUAUGCUUGAGAAAUCCUCCUCCUCCCAGCAUGAUUUCGCUUCCCUCCUGGGUGACAUGCAGCCCUCCAACCACAAUUACUAUAUGUACCAGCAACCGCAGGUGCCCUCCUCAGUGGGAGCGGCACCCCCACUCCACACUCCGACCUCGGAAGGCUGUCCGACUCAGGGUAGCAAGCAGCAAGGAGGUGACAGCUACGGCCCCCCGCCUGUGAUGUCCAUUCACCCUUCCCCAAUGCAUCAUGGAGGAUAUCAGCAGCAUCCACAGCAUCAACAGCACCAUCCGCACCCUCAUUCACAGCAACAGUCACAGGCUUCCAUCAAUAAUGCUAGCUUUGCAUUUCCCCCUGAUUGGUGCUCCAACAUUGAUUCCCUAAAAGAAAGUUUCAAGAUGGUGAAUCGACUCAACUGGUCUAGCAUUGAACACUCCCAGUUCUCAGAGUUGAUGGAGAGUCUGCGCCAGGCUGAGCGUAAGAACUGGACCCUAGAUCAGCAUCACAUUGCCAACCUCUGUGACUCCCUCAAUCACUUUCUCACCCAGACCGGUCAGCUCCCUCACCUGGGAGGCCCACAGCAGCCUCCCCGAAUCUCCGAGUCCUGUGCCAUGAAUAGUGGCAAACAAGAGCAGCCCAUGAACCAAGUGAAUUCUUACGGUCAGCCACAGCCUCCCCAUCUCUACUCUGGGCCAUCUCCAAUGUACCAGAUUUCCACCCAGGACUCACCAGGGUAUAAUCGUCCAGGUCAUCAUCUGGUCCCACGGCCACCUCCAGGUGCCAGCGAGGAGAUCCCUGAUGAUUUCAACUGGGAUUUGAUCACCUAGCAAGUUAUAGACUUGAUAGCAUGUCCCUCGUGUAGGGCAUGGGGAAGGGGGCUCAGGGCUCCGGUCCCGUGACCAGCACCCGGGGCCUCUUCCCUUGCCUGUAUAUAGAUAUAUAUUCUCUACUUCCGCCAGAGAAGCUGCCGCAAGAUGCUGCCGAAGAUAAUCCUUCCUUGCUCUCCCUGUUUUACCUUCUUUUCUUUAUUAUUAUUGUUGUUGUUAUUAUUAUUAUUAUCGUCGUCAUCAUCAUCAUCAUCAAUAAUUGUACACAGCCCUUCUGCUCCA